AUGAUUGUGAUUCAAUCAGCAAAGUUGGCCAAAGAGGCAAUGCAAACAAAUGAUAAAAAUACAUGUGAUAGAUUAAUAACCGGUAGAAAAAAGGUUUCGUACAACUUAUUAGAUGUAGCAUUUGGACCGUAUAAUGAGUAUGUUAGAGAAAUGAAAAAGAUACUUUCGGCUCAUUUUUCAAGCUCCAAAAAUAUGCAACUUUUUGCUAACAUACGAAGGGAAGAAGUCACAAGGUUGAUGCAAAAGGUUUCUUCUCUCUCUUCUGCUUCUAAACUCAUCAACUUGAACGAAUUGAUUAUCAAUUAUGCAAGUGCCGAUGCAAGUAGGUUUAGUUUCGGCAAGAGGUACAACGGCGAAGAAGAGUUAGGAAACAAAUAUCAUAGGCUUCUACAUGAUGCUGAAACUAUGUUCACAGCUUUCUUCUAUAAUGAUUAUUUCCCACUUGUUGGUAAUUUUCUUGAUAAGCUCACCGGAAAAUCUUCAAGGCUUGAAGAGAUUUUUAAGGAAUUAGGCGAUUUUUUUGAACAAAUCAUCAACGAUCACCUUGGAGAUAAUAAGCUUAAUUCGGAACACGAAGAUGUAGUUGAUCUUCUGCUUCGCCUUAAGAAUGAUGCUUCCUUUCCAUUUAAGCUCACAAUGGAGCACAUCAAAGCAAUUUUUUUGAAUCUUUUUGCCGCAGGAGCAAGUAGCACCACAGCUACAAUAAUAUGGGUAAUUUUAGAGCUAGUAAAGAGCCCAAUUUCAAUGAAAAAAGUGCAAGAAGAGCUAAGGAAUGAAGCACAAAAAAAGGGUACUACUUGUAUAGAAGAAAUUGAUCUCCCAAAUCUCGAAUACUUCAAGCCAGUAGUGAAGGAAACAUUUAGAUUGCAUCCACCAGCGCCAUUUUUGAUUCCACGAGAAGUAGUCCAAAAAUGUGUUAUAGGAGGAUAUGACAUAUUACCCAAAACUAAAAUAUUUAUUAAUGCAUGGGCUAUUGGACGAGAUCCUGAAUGUUGGAAGAAUCCUGAAAUAUUUAUGCCGGAGAGGUUUAUGGGGAGUUCAGGAGAUGUUUUCAAAUCACUAGAAAACUUUGCAAUGAUUCCUUUUGGCCGUGGAAGAAGGAUGUGCCCUGCUUACUCUCUUGGUGUUGCUAACCUUGAGCUCGCGCUUGCCAAUUUGUUGUACUCUUUUAAUUGGGAGUUGCCUACCGGUGUAAACAAGGAAGACGUCGAUAACAAAGCAAACCCUGGUAUUACAAUGCAUAAGAAAAAUAUCCUUUACCUUGUUGCAAACAAAUUCUGA
This is a messenger RNA of Chenopodium quinoa (quinoa), 1281 nucleotides long. RefSeq names its product cytochrome P450 71A1-like. NCBI's taxonomy places the organism in Eukaryota, Viridiplantae, Streptophyta, Magnoliopsida, Caryophyllales, Amaranthaceae. Gene Ontology annotation, molecular function: monooxygenase activity; oxidoreductase activity, acting on paired donors, with incorporation or reduction of molecular oxygen; iron ion binding. The record is from RefSeq and is a predicted model, not a curated record. The transcript has 3 exons. The coding region runs from base 1 to 1281 and encodes 426 amino acids.